Messenger RNA from Cladophialophora immunda, 1843 nucleotides. RefSeq lists its product as uncharacterized. The record is from RefSeq and is a predicted model, not a curated record. Bases 295 to 1539 code for a protein of 414 amino acids. Gene Ontology annotation, biological process: carbohydrate metabolic process. Lineage: Eukaryota; Fungi; Ascomycota; Eurotiomycetes; Chaetothyriales; Herpotrichiellaceae. Gene Ontology annotation, molecular function: hydrolase activity, hydrolyzing O-glycosyl compounds. The transcript has 2 exons.
GCAUCUUGAUCGCAUCGUUGUCGACGACAGGAUGGCUGCGAAUUCAGGCAUAUCAGCAAGAUGGUGACACUGACAUUCUGGACAGAUGCAGGGCCUUGUCACUAUCAUCGAACACUAAUAUUGGACAGGGCGCAGCAAGCAACAACCUCUCAAAAGGGUCGAAGUACAGGGCGAGAUGGGCGUCUUCUACAGGUUUCUUGGAACCUUGCAUAGAACACCUGGUGUUACUCGAUACCUACCUAGGUAGGCAUUCGACGUCGACCUGUCUGCCAGGUUCUUGCACGAGGACCUCGAAUGCACCGGAACGCAUUCCGCAUCCCAGCCUCAACCAGUUGUCAGGAAACCAAGCUUGAAGCGAGCAACGUCAUUUCAAACAACGCACAGCCACGCAAAACCACUCAGCCCACCGUGCCCCGGCUUCUUUCUGCAAGGAGAGAAUCCAAGAACAACGAAAUCUCUGACAAGAAGGGGGUAAAUCAUCAUUUGGGCCGACAAGCCAUCCAUCCAGAAGCCAUGCCCUUCAAAGACGCCCUCGCGCACUUCAAGUCCCAGAUCAAGGACCUCCAGCAGGAAGGGCAGAAGAUCUUCUCCGGGGGCCAGCAACAAAGACAACACCAAGACCCGCAGCAAUAUCCCGGCGCACAGCAGCAUCAACCGCCCCCGAUCCCGCAGUCCACACGGCCCAACCAACAGCAAUUCCAUCCACCGGGCGGCCAGCCGGGAUUCCCACCCCAGCAGCCAGCGAUAUACUGGCAGGCUCGCUUUGAUCCAGCGGUGCCGGUCAGCGCGGAGUGGGAGCACAAGCUGGGCAAUAACAACGGGUGGGGGAACAAUGAGAUCGAGCAUUAUACGGCCGAGGGGGGGAAUUCGUUCUACACGCCCAACAACCUCCUGGUCCUGCGCGCCACCUCGUCUCCCAACAACCCGGACCCGACGAAGAAAUACACCUCGGCACGCCUCGUCUCGCGACAGCGCCUCUCACGCCCACAGGGCAGCCUAGUGGCGACGCUGACGCUGCCCUGCGCAGGGGGCAUCUGGCCCGCAUUCUGGCUGCUGCCGUUCGAGCCGUUCGCGUGGCCGACGGACGGGGAGGUGGACAUUGCCGAGACGUGGAACGGCGACGGGGUCAACCACUCGUGCCUGCACUGGGGGUUCUACACGCCGCAGGACACGAUGAAGCACCGCGUCGUGGCCACCCCCGUGCAGGGCAUGGCCGGCGGCAGACCCGUGCGGUUCGAGUUCGCGUGGAUGCAGGACACGUCCGCGGGACCGGGACAGGGACAGGGGCGGUUGCUGUGGUGGAUUGACGGGCAGGCCGUCAUGAAGGCCCCCAUCCCGCAGGGCACGCGGCCCAUGGCCGACUUCGUCGUGCUCCUCAACAUCGCCAUGGGGGGCAACGUCUGCGCGGGCCAGAUCCCCCGCGAGGGCAGCUACGAUAUGGCGGUGCACGAGAUGAAGAUGAUCGAGGAGCCCGAGGCCGGGGGCUGGGCGAGGUUCGAGAGGGACUGGGCAUGGGUCAGGGAGGGGAACACCAUUUAAGAUGGAUUAGAGGCGCGUCAAUUCUUGGUCCUUUCUUUGAGCGUGAAGGAAUGAUUGAUGACCGGUUGGGUUGGAGCCAGUUCACUCACUACACGAAACAUAUGGACUUCGACCAUGGCGUUUUACAGAUUGAAUUCAUAAAUCUCAAAGUCGCCCUGCACCCGUAUGUUCCGGGCUGGGGAUGGGGGCUGUGCACUGAUGAGGUUGCAGCAUAUUGAGGAGACGAGCGAACGUUGGAACAAUAUUAAUGCCCAUUUUUAGAGACUCGGUCUCGUGCUGUACACAUGUCGUUGGUAGAACAAGC